UACAAAGUGAAAAUGUUUUCUGCAAAUAUCUCAAUAAACGAUGGAGAUUUUACAAAAACUAUUUAUACAUUGAUUAAAGAAGGCCAAUAUUCAGAAGCCAUCAAAGUUUUGCACGGAAUUCCAGAGUCAAAUACAUGCAGGGCUGGACUAUCGUUAUUAGCAUACUGCUAUUUCUACACACAGGAUUUCAGCAACGCUUCAGGAUAUUACGAGCAAUUGACUCAAAUGUUCCCAGAUUCCAUGGACUAUAAACUUUAUUACGCGCAGUCCCUCUAUCAGGCAUGCCUUUACGAUGAAGCAUUCAAAGUGACUGAGAACAUAUCCGGCGUAGAUUUCGAUGCCAAAGUGACCAAAUUACAGGCAGCUAUAAAGUACGGGCAGGAGGAUUUGAGCGCAGCCAAAAAUCUAGUGGAUGAAUGCAGCAUCGACGAUUUAGAUACGGAAGUUAAUUUGGGAUGCCUUUUGUACAAAGAUGGAAAUUAUGAAGAAUCUUUGAACAAAUUCCUAGCUUCUUUACAAAGCUCUGGGUUUAAACCAUACUUGAGUUAUAAUGUUGCAUUGUGUUACUACCGCCUAAAGGAAUACGGUGCUGCCCUAAAAUAUUGUGCUGAUAUAAUUGAAAAGGGCAUCAGAGAUCAUCCAGAAUUGAGUGUAGGUAUGCAAACUGAAGGCAUUGAAGUUAGAUCGGUCGGAAAUACUUUAACUUUGCACGAAACAGCUUUAACAGAAGCUUUCAAUCUGAAAGCUGCGAUCGAAUAUCAAUUGAAGAAUUUGGAUGCUGCGAGGGAGGCUUUAACAGAUAUGCCCCCAAGAGCUGAGUACGAGUUGGAUGCAGUCACGCUGCACAAUCAAGCGCUAAUGAAUAUAGAUCAAAAUCCUGCUGAGGGUUUCGAGAAGUUACAAUUUCUUUUACAGCAGAAUCCGUUUCCUCCGGAAACAUUUUCAAAUCUCCUGUUGCUUUAUUGCCAACACGAAUGCUUUGACUUGGCCGCCGAUAUUCUAGCAGAAAAUGCUCAUUUGACGUACAAAUAUCUAACUCCAUACCUGUACGAUUUCCUGGAUGCUAUAAUAACCCAGCAGACUUCACCAUCUGAAGCCUAUCAAAAGCUGGACGACCUGGCCAAUCGUCAUACAGAAAUUUUGCGUAAACUAACAAAGCAAGUACAGGAACACCGCAACAACAGCGAUACAGAAUUGGUCAAGAAAACGGUAAUGGAUUACGAGGAAUGCUUGGAUCGCUACAUUCCUGUCCUGAUGGCCCAAGCCAAAAUAUAUUGGGAAAUUGAAAACUAUCCGCAAGUUGAAAAAAUAUUCAGGAAAAGCGUCGAGUUUUGCAAUGAUAACGAUACAUGGAGAUUGAAUGUAGCACACGUAUUAUUCAUGCAAGAGAAUAAGUUCAAGGAGGCAACUGGAUUUUACGAACCUAUUGUUAAGAAGAAUUUAAAUGAUAUAUUAAAUGUUAGUGCAAUAGUUUUGGCAAAUUUGUGUGUAUCUUAUAUAAUGACUUCGCAAAAUGAAGAAGCCGAAGAGUUAAUGAGGAAAAUUGAAAAGGAAGAAGAUCAGAUUGCAUACGAAGAGCCAGACAAGAAGUAUUUUCACCUAUGCAUCGUAAAUUUAGUUAUUGGUACACUGUAUUGUUCAAAGGGAAAUUACGAAUUCGGUAUUUCACGCAUAAUGAAAUCAUUGGAACCAUACAAUAAGAAACUAGGUAUUGACACAUGGUUCUACACAAAACGAUGUUUUUUAAGUUUGAUUGAAAACCUUGCAAAACACAUGAUUGUUCUCAAAGAUAAUGUUAUCCAAGAGUGUAUACAAUUUUUGGAGAGUUGUGAAUUAUACGGAAAAGGCGUAAAGACCGUUGCAUUGUCGCCUUUCAAUGAAGAAGAGGAUCAACCCAGUGGACAACAGACCGUAACGUACGAAGCUCGUGCUUUGAAGGUCAUUCUGUUGAAACUACAAAACUUUUAACAUUUAAUUAAUC
This is a messenger RNA of Nicrophorus vespilloides, 1981 nucleotides long. It is a transcript of the gene Ttc30, whose product is annotated as tetratricopeptide repeat protein 30A. Lineage: Eukaryota; Metazoa; Arthropoda; Insecta; Coleoptera; Silphidae. The record is from RefSeq and is a predicted model, not a curated record. Gene Ontology annotation, molecular function: intraciliary transport particle B binding; protein binding. Gene Ontology annotation, cellular component: axonemal microtubule; intraciliary transport particle B. The coding region runs from base 13 to 1968 and encodes 651 amino acids. The transcript is spliced from 11 exons. Gene Ontology annotation, biological process: intraciliary transport.